AUGGGAACUUCGAGUGCAAAUGACAUGGACGUGGUCGUGGACGUGGACGUGGACGUGGACAUGGACAUGGACAUGGACGUGGACAUGGACGUGGACGUGGACAUGGACGUGGACGUGGACAUGGACGUGGACAUGGACGUGGACGUGGACAGGGACGUGGACGUGGACGUGGACGUGGACAGGGACGUGGACGUGGACGUGGACGUGGACGUGCACGUGGUCGUGGACGUGGACGUGGACGUAGACGUGGACGUGGACCUGGACGGGGACGUGGACGUGGACCUGGACGUGGACGUGGACACGGACAUGGACGUGGACGUGGACGCGGACAUGGACGGGGACGUGGACGCGGACGUGGACGUGGACGUGGACGUGGACGUGGACGUGGACCUGGACGCGGACAUGGACGUGGACAUGGACGUAGACGCGGACGUGGAGGACUUGGACGUGGACAUGGACGUGGACAUAGACGUGGACGUGGACGUGGACGUGGACAUGGACGUGGACGUGGACGUGGACGUGGACGUAGACGUGGACGUAGACGUGGACGUGGACGUAGACGUGGACGUGGACGUGGACGUGGACGUCGACGUGGACGUGGACGUGGACGUGGACGUAGACGUGGACGUGGACGUGGACGUGGACGUGGUCGUGGACGUGGACGUGGACGUGGACGUGGACGUGGACGUGGACGUGGAGGUGGACGUGGACGUGGGACGUGGAGGUGGACGUGGACGUGGUCGUGGACGUGACGUGGACGUGGACGUGGACGCGGACGUGGACGUGGACGUGGACGCGGACGCGGACGUGGACGUGGACGCGGACGCUGACGUGGACGUGGACGUGGACGUGGACGUGGACGUGGACGACGUGGACGUGGACGUGGACGUGGACGUGGACGUGGAUGUGGACGUGGACGCACGUGGACAUGGACGUGGACGUGGACGUGACGUGGACGUGGACGUGGACGUGGACGUGGACAUGGACAUGGACGUGGACGUGGACGUGGACAUGGAGGUGGACGUGGACGUGGACGUGGACAUGGACGUGGACAUGGACGUGGACGUGGACGUGGACAUGGACGUGGACAUGGACAUGGACGUGGACGUGGACGUGGACGACUUGGACCUGGACAUGGACGUGGACGUGGACGUGGACAUGGACGUGGACGUGGACGUGGACGUGGAAGUGGACGUGGACGUGGACAUGGACGUGGAGGUCGACGUGGACGUGGACGUGGACAUGGACCUGGACAUGGACGUGGACGUGGACGUGGACGUGGACAUGGACGUGGACGUGCACAUGGUCGUGGACGUGGACGUGGACGUGGACGUGGACAUGGUCGUGGACGUGGACGUGGACGUGGACAUGGACGUGGACGUGCACAUGGUUGUGGACGUGGACGUGGACGUGGACAUGGACGUGGACGUGGACAUGGACGUGGACAUGGACGUGGACAUGGACGUGGACGUGGACAUGGACGUGGACGUGGACAUGGACGUGGACAUGGACGUGGACAUGGACGUGGACAUGGACGUGGACGUGGACGUGGGCGUGGACGUGGACGUGGACGUGGACGUGGAGAUGGACGUGGACGUGGACGUGGAGGACUUGGACGUGGAGAUGGACGUUUGA
Molecule: messenger RNA, 1635 nt
Organism: Closterium sp. NIES-65
Lineage: Eukaryota; Viridiplantae; Streptophyta; Zygnematophyceae; Desmidiales; Closteriaceae
Source: the annotation of a GenBank genome assembly